Messenger RNA from Rhizophagus irregularis DAOM 181602=DAOM 197198, 387 nucleotides. RefSeq lists its product as uncharacterized. The record is from RefSeq and is a predicted model, not a curated record. NCBI's taxonomy places the organism in Eukaryota, Fungi, Glomeromycota, Glomeromycetes, Glomerales, Glomeraceae.
AUGAAAACAAACUCAAAUCGCUCAAGGAGAAAUCAUGUUUCGCGUUCUUUGAGAGCGCCAAAUGGAUUUUCGUUUUAUUUCAAGUUUAUAAAAAACUAUUUGAAAAAUGAUUAUCCAAACCACUCUCCUCAAAAAAGGAUGAAGGUAGCAUCAGAAAAAUGGAAUGCACUUACUGAUACUGAAAAGAAUCAGUAUAAAAAGUUCGCAAACGAUGAUCGGGUUUUAAAGCAAAACCCGGAUCUAACUGUUGUACAGGCUUCCAAUAUCGACGAGCCGGGUAACAAUAAAUCGUUAGUAAUGAUUUUUUCGGAUCUAAGCUCACAUCCAGUAGCGAGCGAUUUGAGUUCCGAAGAAUUCUUCGAUUAUGACAAAUACUAUAAGGAUUAA